This is a messenger RNA of Astrephomene gubernaculifera, 4913 nucleotides long. NCBI's taxonomy places the organism in Eukaryota, Viridiplantae, Chlorophyta, Chlorophyceae, Chlamydomonadales, Astrephomenaceae. The record is from the annotation of a GenBank genome assembly.
CCUUGCAUUGCCAGUUACCAGACCUUGACCCCAUGGAACUAAUUGUUACUGGCUUGGGAAGCACUGCCCCAGACAUAACAACCGUAUCGCGCGUCCGAACCUCGUCUGGCGGCUCUUGGCUGGAGGACUUGACGUUCUAGGUCGUUUAUGCUUUGACAAUCUUGCGAUGGCGCUUCCAUAUAGCAUGGCUGAGCAUGAGCAGUUUUCUGGUCGCCGUCCGCCUGCGCGCCCAUCGGACGGUGUCCUCCUGGUCCUCCAAGAGGCGCGAGAAAAGCAUACCGCGACCAAGACAUCAAAAAGAAAUAUUAUUGGUGCCAGCCUAACUUUUGAACCCCGGCGUGUCGGCUUGGCACGGCUGCAGUUUGGAGCUAACGAUGAACGGGCAAGCGCUAUGAAUGCGGAACCUCUCAACCUUGACGAAGCCUUGGCCCUGCCGGACCCGACUGAAGGACUUCCAAAGGAGCCUGUACAGGUUGUACAGUUGACUAGAACACUUACAAGGACUAUGAGCAGGGGAGCGUCCUUCCGCGGCGGCAGGCACCUAAUGCAGUUCUUGGACAAGGGCGACAGGCAAUCCAUAACCUCAGGUGUCGACAACGACGACGGCUCGGAGUCCACAGGGGGGCUGCUGAGCCGACAUAACAGUGAGACAGCAUCCCUUAACGGUGAAGGUCGUUCGCCUCAAGUGUAUUCUGGUCGCGGCUUGCAAAUCAACACUGACUUUGAUCUACCCCCACCGAUCGCUGGCACUACCUUAGCCAACCACGAAGACGGCGCUGACAGCCGUCUCUUCAGGUCCCGCUGCAAGUCCACACCCGCCCUAGCCCAAGACGAAACCACCACCUCCGGAGAAAGCAACCUCCAGAACUCGCAGCCCCUGCACCCUCAACCUCCCCAGCCAGGCUUCGGAGGCUUCCUCCCCUCCGCGAGCAGCAUCCCCUUGCCUGCACCACCCUCCGAACUCCAAUACUCCACCCAACAACCGACUCGCACAAUGCACGGCAGCAACCCUUCCGCCUCCUCCGGCGGCUUCGCAGCACCCACCAACACCUCUAGCCGGCUGUACGGCAGCAGCAGCGGUAGCGGCACCGCCAGCGGCGCCGUCGGCUCCUCCUCCGGGCCGCCGCAGCACCUGCAGCACAUGAAAGCGCACAGCGACGCCGUAAACGCGGCCGCCAGCCGCUUUAUGAGCCUGUUGGGACGCCGUCGCAGCAGCGUCAAGGGUGCGCCUCACUUUGUCGCACGCGAGGAGGGCAACACGGCUCGAGUGGAUAAACUGCUUAAGAAUCUGCGAGGCAGCGGCUCACAGUCCAGCAGCGGUGUGGGGGUGGGCACCCCGGGGCAGUCCGCAGGCAUGGGCGCCAGCCUCAGCACCGCCGGCAGUAUCGCGUUUGGGGAAGCUGACACGCUGACGGACGCAACAGGAGCAGCAGCUCCCUCCCUGCAGCCCCAGCCGCCGCCAUCAGCGGCAGGAAAACCAUCGCGAUGCAGGCGAACCAUCACCGCCCCACAGUUGCUGCUGGCACCGCAGUCUGGCGACGCGUUCGGCGCAAGCAGCGGCGGCGGUGGCGCUGGUAUAAGCGGCGGCAGCGGCCUGGCUACAGCAGCUGCUACCACCGCCGCCAGCAACGCAUGGGCAACUCUCGCGCACGCCAGCAGUGCCACCACCACCACCACCAACAACAGCAGCGGCCCCGCUGCGGUUCCGUCAGCUCCCCCGGUCUGGAGCCGCAGUCGCAGCAUCCGAGACCCGGGGCUCUUAGUGCACCUGGCGGAGGCGGACAACGCCGCUGCUGCUGCUGAUGGCAGCGGCGGCGGCGGCGAUGUCGAUUCGGACCUCGUUGCCAGCGGCUGUGGCGACGGCGGCAGCCCCGGUGUGCAGCGCUCCGGUCGCUCAGUGACGCUUCCCAGUUCGCCUUCCGGGCCCUCCGGGUCCGGCUCGCCUGCAUGGGCGCACUCGCCGGGCCCUCCAACCCCUGGCGGGGCCGGGGGCGGGGGCAGCCACGGCGAUGCCAACGCGAAUGGCAGCAGCGGGGGCGUCAGCGUUGCCCCUUCCCAAACCAGCAUUCUGGCAGUUGCUACACGCAGCGGCGGCGGCGGCUCAAGUGGCGGCGGCGGCGGCGUGUUGUCGAUGCGAACCGCCAGUGAGCCGCCGUCGUACAGCCCCUUCUCCUCCAUGGUCAUGUCGCCCGUCCUGCAGACGCAGUCCCGCAUAGUGCCCGCCUCAGCCAUGCCGCCCGCCCCUUCCACCUCCAUCCGACGUCAAGGCCUCUCCCGCAGGGUCAUUGAACCGCCUUCUCCAGCGGCGACAGCAUCCGCCUCAGCGACAGGGGCGCUGACUGCCACAGCACCCGGCGGAUCGCCUCGCAGCUCUGGCGCAGCAUUGGGGGGCUGGAGCAGCCGGCCCAUGAGCCGCCGGGGCAUGAGGCCGACCGGGGCAAGUGCUCGGCGGUCCUCCUGCACGGAACUGCCGGGCGGGCAGGAGGACCCCGUGCUGUCAGACCUCGCGAAUGCCAUGGGGGCGGCGCUCAAAAGUGAGGGCGGCAGGUCCACCGAUAGCAAUGACGGUCCUGCGGAUGGCAGCGGCAGUGGUGGUGUGUACGGUGCUGGUGGCGGGGUGUACGGCAGCAGCGGCCCCGGCAGGAGCGCAGCCGGGGCUGGGCUGCGAGGCAGCAGCGCGCGGGGGGUGUUUGGGGAGACGGCAGGAGGUGGUUCUGUACUUUACCGGGGUCUUUCGGGGGGCUCCCCAGGUGCGGAAGGGUUCGGGGUGGGAGGCGGGGGCGGCUUCCGGGGUGGUGCGGCUUUGCGUGGUCUGAGCAGCAACGCGUUACCUGUGCUGUGAUGCGACUGCUGAGAUUGAGGUGUGUGGAGGGGGAGAGUGUUCUGGGUUAGUAUGCAGGCGGCUUUCCCAAGUCAACUCGAAGGAAUGGCGUGUAUCUCGGGACUUGCCAUUGAAACUGAACAGAUGUCAUCACGGGCCACGUCUAGAUGAUGUGAGCCGAAUGGUCACACCGGUUAUGUAGUAUGCUUAAUAUGUCUAUUUAUGGAGUACUGUUGGGGCCUUCGAAUGCUGUUGUUGUGCGAGUACUGUACCACCCGCUUGUACCGGCAGAGUGGAUGCGAUUGAUGAUCGAUGCAGUCAGGGCUUGAUUGAUGUAUGGUUACAGCUCCCUUGGUAUGCAUGGUGGGAUGCAUUGGGACUAUUGAGGCGCCGGGCUGGGCAAAGCCGGUGCUGCCACACGCCCCGGGAAUGCGUGUUGCUCGUCAAGUCUCAGUGUUGGGCCCUUCAUGAGGCUUCUUGCAUGCUCAUUCACUCCUCGUAUCAAUCGCGCGGGGAACAUGUGGGUUAGCAAGUACCCUUCAUUCAUCCAUGCAACACCAGGAAACAAGAAAAAAAUAAACGAUGGAUGGCUGUUAAUACAGAUCUCAGACUGUGAUGCACAGCUGUGUAGGCUGUGCUCGUGUGUUGCGUCGCUGUAUGCAACGGUGCCGCUCCCCGGGGGCGGCGGGGCAGGUUGCUGCCUGCUUGCUGUUCCCUGUGGCGUGACACACGGCAGGAUGGGGUGGGACGUAAUUACAUUUACAUGAGAGGAUGUAGUCCGUCUGCGGGCUGCCUGCUUGGAUGGUUAUUAUGUUGGGUGUUUGUUUAUGUGUACCGCUCUGUGGCUUAAUGAGGAGGUGCCGCUGCAGUAAUGGAGUGCAUGCGCGCGCGGUACAAGUUACUGCGGUUAACUGUCUAGGCAGGAGUGGGUCCGCAGGGCUUGAGGCACAACGUACGUGUGCUAUAACCUCCACCGCAGCUUAGCGUUGGAAUGGUGGGACCGGACGGCGAGGUGGUGCCAUCCACGGUCACGGUCUUCGCCAUUCCCGGGGCACAGGUUUGGAGCUGAUUUUGCCUUCUGAGCACCUUUAGUUUCUUAGCACCAUAAGGCUUCGUCUGGUUACCAGUAAUGCCAACACGGCGUGUGUAUUCCGUGUUUGACGUUUGGUGGCAGCAAGGGCUGUGUUGCAGAUGUUGCGUGCUGUCUAGCAUGCAGCUGGAAGAGCACAAAGCACACACACGGAGCGCUGCAUACGUGCAUAGUGUGGCAUCUGGAGAGCAGGCGACCUAACAGGGCUGGUGUGACAUGGUUGAAGACAGGUUGAGAUGGGCCGCACUCUUCCCGCUGAUUGGUCCGUGGUAGGUAGUUUGCAUGGCCUCCUGGUGUACGGCAAGAACUCGGUGACCACGUGAGGUGAUGGGUGGGUAUGCGCUUCCGUUUCGCUGGUACGUUUACCGUUUAAGUCUUUCCCUUUGCGUCUUCUUUCGAUUCGACACCAUUGAGCUGGGCAUCGUCGUGCCGUUAUCCGUAUAAAUCCCCUAGUGGCCUCACAGCACGCUACACACACGCACUGCCACGCUUUGGUUGUAUACUUAUUGGGUCUCUACAGCCCGCCGCAUCCGGCAUUGACUUCAUGUGCUCCGGUUGGGCUCGUCUUUCUCUUUUACGGUAUGAAUACAACUUCUGGUGCGCAUAAACAUGUGGUGGAAGAAUGACGUUUCCCGCUCCAGGCCGGGCAGAAGAGCAGGAUGAGGAUGAAGCGGCUUGACCACGUCAGUCAUGACGUGUCCCCGCAUUUGUAAUGCAUGCUUGUAGCGCUAUGACAGACUGGCAAGGCGCCAACCGAAAGCCUAGGCGCCACUGUUUCUGCUGCCCUGCUUCCCAGGUUCGAGGAAUUUGUUGCUGCUCUGGGCUACGUUGCUUUAGGAUAUGUGCGGUAUAUGAAGGGUUCAGAAGAGACACAGGCGUGUUGCCCUCCCUUCCCAGCUCGCGCAGGAUGAGGAGGGCGGAAGCCAUCUUACAGGAACCAAACACACAUGGACAGACAGUUAAGCGGCGUUUGCAUCUGUCCCUAUGUAAAGAUACACUCCC